Punctularia strigosozonata HHB-11173 SS5 is the source of this 1637-nucleotide messenger RNA. Its product is annotated as amidase signature enzyme. The transcript is spliced from 11 exons. The coding region runs from base 32 to 1546 and encodes 504 amino acids. The record is from RefSeq and is a predicted model, not a curated record. Lineage: Eukaryota; Fungi; Basidiomycota; Agaricomycetes; Corticiales; Punctulariaceae.
CGAGGCCAGCGUGGCGGAACUUCAGGCUGGGAUGGAGGCGGGGAAUUUCACGAGCGUGAAUCUGAUUACGGCGUACUUCAAGCGGAUCGAUGAAGUCAAUCUGCAAGGCGCAACUCUCCGCGCCGUUAUUGAGACAAAUCCUACCGCAUUAUUUGAAGCUCAAGUUCUGGACGAGGAGCGUUCCUUCUUUGGCCCUCGAGGACCGCUACAUGGCAUUCCAGUCUUGCUCAAGGAUAAUAUCGGCACUAUCGCAAGCGAAGGUUUGAAUACAACUGCGGGAUCAUUCAGCCUUCUGGGAUCUGUCGUCCCACGAGAUGCUGGUGUAGUCACGAGGUUACGGAAGGCCGGUGCCGUUAUUCUUGGCAAAGCGAAUCUAUCCGAAUUCGCGCACUUCAGGGGUAAUCUGGCAUCAGGCUGGUCCGGACGAGGGGGACAAUGUAGCGGUGCCUAUUUCCCCGCCAUCGACCCUUGCGGCUCUUCUUCUGGUUCCGGUGUGGCAGCGAGCAUUGGAUUGGCCGCUGUUACUCUAGGUUCUGAGACGGACGGCAGCAUUACUUGCCCGGCUAGCCAUAACAACGCUGCAGGCAUCAAGCCUACUGUCGGACUAACCUCAAGAAGCCAGGUUGUGCCCAUCAGCUCCCACCAGGAUACCGUUGGUCCUAUCACAAGGUCGAUAGCGGAUGCUGCGGCCGUGCUUAGCGUGAUCGCCGGCAAAGACCCUCUGGACAACUUCACGCUCGCUCAACCGGAUCCCGUGCCUGACUACACGAAAGCGCUGAACAAAUCGGCUCUGGCAGGCGCCCGUAUCGGUGUGCCUCGGACCGCAUUCUUGCGCAAUGUGGACAGUGUGCAGAUGGCGGCUUUUAACCAGUCGCUGAAAACCAUGGCAGCACUUGGUGCUACGAUCGUCGAUCCCGCUGAUCUACCUAGUGCCAACGAAAUUAGGGCAUCCGAUAACGAGACCGAAGUGCUCGAUGUUGAUUUCAAGAUUGAGUUGAACCGGUAUUAUGAAGGCCUUCUUGAAAACCCUUCUGGAGUUCGGUCGCUCGCCGAUCUCAUUGCAUUUAAUGACGCCAACCCAGAAUUAGAAGAGCCCGAGGGUUUCACGAGCCAAUCGACCUUAAUCGAGGCCGAGGCCACAACUGGCAUGAACACCGCCUAUUUCGCCGCCCUUGCAGCCGACAAGGAUCUAGGUGCGACUAGAGGGAUAGACGCGGCGCUGAAGCAAUUUAACCUUGAUGCACUCGUGUUGCCGGCUUCCGUCUCGACCACACCGGCAGCGAUCGCAGGCUAUCCUAUUGUAACCGUACCCUUGGGUUUCUACCCAGAAGGCACUCCCGUCGUCAACGGAUCCGCAGGCCCACUGACCGUGUACCCGACUCCAUCCGCACCUUUUGGUCUAUCGUUCUUCAGCACGGCCUUCAGCGAGUUCAAGCUCAUCGGCUUGGCAUAUGCGUACGAGCAAGCAACAUUGACGAGGUUGAACGGUCCCAAGCCAUUCGCUGCCGCAAUUCCGCUCACGCAGCUUGGCGACGUCGUACAGUGAGGCAUGACUGAGAUCUAGGAGUAACAAAACCCCGGUGAUGCAGGGGACCUAUCCGUGCCGCAUGUUUGAGUGACUGUGUCAUUAAAUAUGG